Molecule: messenger RNA, 186 nt
Organism: Penicillium hordei
Lineage: Eukaryota; Fungi; Ascomycota; Eurotiomycetes; Eurotiales; Aspergillaceae
Exons: 2
Coding region: 1-186 (61 amino acids)
Source: RefSeq, a predicted model, not a curated record
AUGACAGGGAAAGUGACGAUAGAGGAAAGCACUGACAAGGAAGAUGCCAACGAAUACGAGGCUGAGGCUGAGGCUGAUGCUGACGCUCAGGUGCCCAACCACGCUGACAAAGAUGUCAAUGAAUCACCUAGGGAUUUGGGUGAUUUGGAAGGACGCUGCUCUCCAAAUAUUUUGAAUCACAACUGA